Molecule: messenger RNA, 1425 nt
Organism: Fonsecaea multimorphosa CBS 102226
Lineage: Eukaryota; Fungi; Ascomycota; Eurotiomycetes; Chaetothyriales; Herpotrichiellaceae
Exons: 2
Coding region: 1-1425 (474 amino acids)
Biological process (GO): regulation of transcription by RNA polymerase II
Cellular component (GO): chromatin
Molecular function (GO): RNA polymerase II cis-regulatory region sequence-specific DNA binding; DNA-binding transcription factor activity, RNA polymerase II-specific
Source: RefSeq, a predicted model, not a curated record
AUGGCUCUGGUGCUGAGACAGAUCCAAAGAAGAUCUAGCAACGAGCAAGACAGAGAGACGUCGUCUCCCUCGGCAACUCAACCUCAAAAUCUCUCCAAUUAUCCUCCAAGCAACAUCUUUCCUGGGCUCGUGACCUCUGACGACUGCUCAAAUGCUCUCGGCCAGAUGGGUUUCAUUACCCAUCGCAGGACAAAGGAGGUGGAUUGGCAUGGUCAGCUGCAGACCUGCCAGGCAAUCCUGGCACUCAUGGUAAUGGGCACCUGGGGGACUCGAGACGUGGUAAGGGAGAUUCUUGCGUUGCAGAGCGUUCUGGCUAUCCUAGUGCGUGAAGACGGCCUUUCCAACCUGGACGACGAUGUUCCACCCCCACAACACUGUGUGCAUGCUGGUGAUCCAGACCGUACGUCCUGGGUGACCUGGGCGUGCGCGGAGAGCAGGAAGCGGACUAAGCUCUUGACUUAUUGCUUCUUCAACCUGCAGGCCGUGGCAUACAAUAUCACACCCCUAAUAACCACAGCAGAGAUUUCGUCGGUCAUCCGGAAAUACCGAGGUCUCCUUUCAGGACAGCUUUGCGGGUCUCUUCCAACACAGAAGCGCUCUCUCAAAUUCAAGUCCAUCCGUGUCAGCUCUCGGAACUACAUCUUGAUCUCUGCCCUACUCCAGCGGAUCUUUUCCCUCCGUCUGUCCACAACUGGCACCAUACCAGGGACAAACCUGCUGGAUUUCCGACCUGACGAGAUCGACAUCCUUAGCCAUGCCCUGCAGUUGUGGCAGGCCCUGCGGAAAGAGGCUCCAGGAUCGAGUCUGGACCCACAAUCUCCUUCUGGCCCCGUUGCCUUCAACUCAUCGGCGCUACUUAGACUUGCGUGGAUACGGUUUCACUCUGACUUGGGACCUUGUCGAAGCCUAUGGAGCAGAGAUCCGCUUCUGAUAGCGGCGUCAUUCAGAAGUUGCCCUCCGCUGCAACGGUCACCACGACUUAGCCAUGCCAUCCUUCAGGCCGCCCAUGCGCUAUCCAUCCCGGUGCGUCUCGGCAUCAACUUUGUCGCGCGGACCCAGACCUUUUCGUGGAGCAUACAGCAUUCACUGUGCAAUCUCAAGUGUGCAAUCUUGCUCGACAGAUGGCUUGGGGAGAUUGUGUUGACUCUGCCGCAACAUCCACUGACGACUGAGGAGAUCAACAUCAUCAACCUCCUCAGGGGCGUCAUUCGGGAGAGCGAUUUGUACGUCCCGGAGAUUAUCACAGAUAGCACGGCUAUAGAGUGCCAGCAACGGAGUAUUAGAUAUCUUAGGGUUGCUGUGAUCCCUCUUUGGGCGAUGAUAUAUGAUGGCAUCCAUGUCUUUGAUGUGGUUAGCACCAUUGGCUCCAGCCUGAAAGUCCAUGCGCAGAGACUUGAAGAGAAGCAAGCAUUGGCAAGCGAAUAA